CGCUUGGCAGUUUAUAGCCAGUGCUCUGGAGGUGAGGGUUAUUGCUGAGAAGGAAGGAUGCCUGCUAUGUGGCUGAAAAAUUCCCCACCACUAUGCAGAACUAUACAAGGAUUAUCUUGGGGGUCAAGGAGGGUCAGGCCUAAUUAUACUUGGAAAGGGGACCCCAAAAGAAUACCAAACGCUGGAGAUUCCCUGAGACAAGUGUCUGAAGAUGGCAGGCAAGCAGGGCUACAGUUGCCUCUCAGAUGGCUGUGUGGAUGUUCCAUCUUCUAGCCCUGAAGGCACUCUGAGCCUCAGUCCUCGUAGCCCAGGGCUGUGUCUCAUCUCUCCUCCCAUUGCUGAAUCCCAUUGGCUGAGCAAUAUGCCAUCACAGCCUGAGUCACCAUCAGAAAUGAAUGUCAUUUUGGAGGAGCUUCUAGCUCCCAUUACAGAAAAGCUUAAGUACUUGCUGAAGAAAGCAGAAGACUUCCAGACAUACCUAUUGUACAGCAGGGACAGAAUGCAGAAGGAGCAAUUCGCCAAAGCUAUGCCUACAUUCCUACAGAUGUGUCAGCCAUACUUCCACUACCUGGAAUCCACAGCACGCAGCUGUACACCUUAUUUAAGGCCCCCACAAGAGCCGGUGCGGAGACGGCUCCUGGAGAUCUCUCAGCAACUGGCUUGUCAACUUGAGCAACUGGUUUUGAUGUAUGCUUCCUUCAGCUUUGUGUCCCUGGAAGAUACAGAUCCAUUCAGUGUCUCAUGUUUCUUCUGUGGCAAGUUUUGGUUGAAUGAGACGCGACAAGUUUCCAUCUUUCAAUAUUGCAUCUCAGCGCCCUACACAGCUGCCCAUGUUCCUCACAAUUUAUACAAAAAGAUGCGCUGGAACCUUGACAUCUUGGAAGGGUCUGCUGGCAAGAACCAAACACCAAAGACAGAAUACUAUUUCCUGUGCUUCCGCGACACAGGUGAUGAAGCAACAGUGAAGAUGCAGAAGCUCUGGUCCAUUGGACGCUGGGUGCCUGUAGAUCCAGACAGCGAGCACAGCUCUGAUGUGCUCUCUUGGGUGUUGUGUCACCAGCCCAUGGGAGAUUACCAGCAGCUCCUGACCAUUGGAUUUGAGGAACCUUCCCACACCUUAGCCACAGAUCUCUUUGUGCAGAUGUUUAAUGCUCAGUGUUCAGGCCUGCUUAACCAAGAGUCCUCCUGCUAGGGACAGCCGGAGACACUUCAUGAUGGCCAGUUACUGAACACAGGCUAAAUGUAUAAUCUUAGCAAUUUAGGGCUUUAUUUCCUUCUGAGGGCACAUUCUUCUUGUUCCCACUUCCUUCUAAUCUCUAACCAUCUGGCUCAUGGCUCAGGGCUGAUCCAUGUCUCUGGAGGAGAGAUCCCCAAAAAUGUUGGAUUGUUUUCAAACAAGUGUAUGGUCUAACUUCAUGAAUA
Molecule: messenger RNA, 1422 nt
Organism: Sceloporus undulatus (fence lizard)
Lineage: Eukaryota; Metazoa; Chordata; Lepidosauria; Squamata; Phrynosomatidae
Gene: C2H19orf67
Product: chromosome 2 C19orf67 homolog
Exons: 8
Coding region: 212-1192 (326 amino acids)
Source: RefSeq, a predicted model, not a curated record